Messenger RNA from Caenorhabditis briggsae, 474 nucleotides. The record is from RefSeq and is a predicted model, not a curated record. Lineage: Eukaryota; Metazoa; Nematoda; Chromadorea; Rhabditida; Rhabditidae. The transcript has a single exon. The coding region runs from base 1 to 474 and encodes 157 amino acids.
AUGGUAUGGAUUUUGGAGAAUCUCAGAAUCUCAGAAUCUCAGAAUCUCAGAAUCUCAGAAUCUCAGAAUCUCAGAAUCUCAGAAUCUCAGAAUCUCAGAAUCUCAGAAUCUCAGAAUCUCAGAAUCUCAGAAUCUCAGAAUCUCAGAAUCUCAGAAUCUCAGAAUCUCAGAAUCUCAGAAUCUCAGAAUCUCAGAAUCUCAGAAUCUCAGAAUCUCAGAAUCUCAGAAUCUCAGAAUCUCAGAAUCUCAGAAUCUCAGAAUCUCAGAAUCUCAGAAUCUCAGAAUCUUAGAAUCUUAGAAUCUCAGAAUCUCAGAAUCUCAGAAUCUCAGAAUCUCAGAAUUUCAGAAUCUCAGAAUCUCAGAAUCUCAGAAUCUCAGAAUCUCAGAAUCUCAGAAUCUCAGAAUCUCAGAAUCUCAGAAUCUCAGAAUCUCAGAAUCACAGAAUCUCAGAAUCUUAGAAUCUCAGAAUCUUAG